Molecule: messenger RNA, 2286 nt
Organism: Malassezia pachydermatis
Lineage: Eukaryota; Fungi; Basidiomycota; Malasseziomycetes; Malasseziales; Malasseziaceae
Product: copii coat protein
Exons: 2
Coding region: 1-2286 (761 amino acids)
Biological process (GO): intracellular protein transport; COPII-coated vesicle cargo loading; COPII-coated vesicle budding
Cellular component (GO): COPII vesicle coat; endoplasmic reticulum exit site
Molecular function (GO): zinc ion binding; GTPase activator activity
Source: RefSeq, a predicted model, not a curated record
AUGAAUGUGGACGAGGUUGAGGACCGCGAUGGUGUGCGGCUAUCGUGGAACGUCUGGCCUUCGUCGAAGCUCGAAGCCACCCGGACUGUGGUGCCAGUAGCCGCUCUGUACACGCCGUUGAAAGAGCGUGCGGAUCUCCCGCCUGUGCUGUAUGAGCCAGUGAUGUGCAAGCCACCUUGUCGCGCUGUGCUGAACCCCUAUUGCCAGGUGGAUGUUCGUGGAAAGCUAUGGAUUUGUCCGUUCUGUCUUUCACGCAACCCGUUCCCCCCGCACUACAAGGACAUAAGCACGACGAACCUGCCGGCGGAACUGCUUCCGAAAUACACGACCAUUGAGUACACACUCAACCGUACGUCACAGAUUCCACCCAUCUUUAUGUUUGUCGUGGACACUUGUAUGGAACCUGAUGACCUCAAGUCGCUGUGUGAAUCGCUGGUCGUCAGUCUCAGCUUGCUUCCUCCCCAUGCACUGGUAGGUCUUGUUACGUUUGGCACAGUGGUGCAAGUGCACGAACUUGGCUAUGAGAACUGCCCGAAGAGCUACGUAUUCCGCGGCAACAAGGACUACUCGCCGAAGUGUAUCCAGGAUAUGCUGGGUCUUACGCCUGGAGCGCGUCCUACGCCUGGUAGUGGUCCUUCUCAGCCACGCCAAACCACUAGUGGCCAGAUUGGUGCUACGCGUUUCCUCCUGCCUGUAUCGCAGUGUGAGUACCAGCUGACGAGCAUCCUCGAGCAGCUGCAGCGCGACCCUUGGCCUGUCGCAAACGACAAGCGUCCGCAGCGCUGCACGGGUGCGGCACUGAGCGUGGCUGUGGGUCUGCUGGAAAGCACGUUCCAGAACACGGGUGCCCGUGUGAUGUUGUUCUGCGGUGGUCCGUGUACCGAGGGUCCUGGCCAAGUUGUGUCGACGGAUUUGCGUGAGCGUAUCCGUUCGCACCACGACAUCGAGAAGGAUCACGUGAAGUAUUUCAAGCGUGCGUCGCGGUUCUAUGAGAACAUUGGACGUCGUGCGGCCCACAAUGGCCACAUUAUUGAUGUGUUCUCUGGUUGCUUGGAUCAAGUUGGUUUGUUGGAGAUGCAUUCGCUGUGCAACCUGACAAACGGCCACCAAUUGUUGGUGGAUAGUUUCCAGAUGGGCAUUUUCAAGCAGAGCUUCAACAAGAUCUUUGACAAGGACGAAGAUGGUCACUUGCAGAUGGGCUUCAAUGCGACGCUCGAAGUGCAGUGUACCAAGGAGCUCAAAGUCAGCGGUCUCAUUGGCCAUGCCGUCUCAGCGAACAAAAAAACCGCGUGUGUGGGUGAGACGGAGAUUGGUAUUGGCCAGACGUCGGCGUGGAAGCUGUGCUCGCUCACACCUCGCACAAGUGCGGGUGUGUACUUUGAAGUGGCAACACCAGCAGGCCAGCCGCUACAGCCCGGUGCUCGUGGCCUGAUCCAGUUUGGGACACACUAUCAGCACUCCUCAGGCCAGUUCCGUUUGCGCGUAACGACGAUUGCGCGUAACUUUGCCGAUGGCGAAUCGGGCCAUGUGGGUAUGUCAUUCGACCAAGAAGCGGCAGCUGUGCUCAUGGCGCGCAUUGCUGUGUUCAAGGCGGAGAUUGAUGACAGCCCCGACGUGCUUCGCUGGCUGGAUCGUAUGCUGAUUCGCCUAUGCCAAAAGUUUGCCGAGUACCGCAAGGACGAUCCUACCAGUUUCCGCCUCAACGAAAACUUCAAUAUUUAUCCGCAGUUCAUGUUCCACUUGCGCCGCAGUCAAUUCUUGCAGGUGUUUAACAACUCGCCUGACGAGACCGCCUACUACCGCCACGUGCUGAACUGCGAGGACGUGAACAACUCGUUGAUUAUGAUUCAACCGACGCUCAUGUCGUACGGCUUCGAAGGUCCUCCUCAACCUGUGCUCCUGGACUCGAUGUCGAUUCGCCCCGAUGUCGUAUUGCUGCUGGAUACCUUCUUCCACCUCCUUAUCUUCCAUGGUGAGACCAUUGCGCAAUGGCGCAAGGCAGGCUACCAAGACCAAGAGGGCUAUGAAAACUUCAAGGAGAUCCUCGAUACACCGCAGGCCGAUGCGCAGGAACUGCUCAUGGAGCGUUUCCCUGUGCCGCGAUACAUUGUAUGCGACCAGAAUGGCUCGCAAGCCCGUUUCCUUCUCUCGAAGCUGAACCCAUCCACGACUCACAUGACGGGCGGCGCUGGAGGUCAGGGCGCUGCGAUUUUCACCGACGAUGUCAGUUUGCAGGUGUUUAUGGAGCAUUUGAAGCGCUUGGCGGUGGGUGCCAACAGUGGAUAA